Gopherus flavomarginatus (Mexican gopher tortoise) is the source of this 1504-nucleotide messenger RNA. RefSeq names its product cathepsin S-like. The transcript has 7 exons. The record is from RefSeq and is a predicted model, not a curated record. The coding region runs from base 11 to 1009 and encodes 332 amino acids. Gene Ontology annotation, cellular component: lysosome. Gene Ontology annotation, biological process: immune response. Lineage: Eukaryota; Metazoa; Chordata; Testudines; Testudinidae. Gene Ontology annotation, molecular function: cysteine-type endopeptidase activity.
GCUGGGCAGAAUGAAGCUGUUAGUUUGUAUCUUCUUGGCCUCUCUUGCUGCUGCUGCUACUGCACAUCUACACACAGACCCGACGCUGGAUAACCACUGGGAGCUCUGGAAGAAAACCUAUGGCAAGCAAUACAGCCACAAGAAAGAGGAAGGGGAACGGCGCGUGACCUGGGAAAAGAACCUCAAGCUUGUUAUGCUGCAUAAUCUCGAGCACUCACUGGGGCUGCAUUCCUAUGAGCUGGGCAUGAACCACCUGGCAGACAUGACCAGCGAGGAAGUGGUUGCUUUAUUAACUGGAGUGAAAGUUCCCCACCGAUCUGACCGGAAUUCCACCUACAGGCCUCGCCCUGGCAGCAAAGUGCCUGACUCCAUGGACUGGAGGGACAAGGGAUGUGUUACAGAUGUGAAGUAUCAGGGGUUCUGUGGCUCCUCCUGGGCUUUCAGUGCUGUUGGUGCCCUAGAAGCUCAGGUGAAACUGAAAACUGGAAAACUGGUGUCUCUCAGCACACAGAACCUAAUCGACUGUUCCAAAGCAUAUGGGAACUACGGCUGCCUGGACGGAUAUAUACCCAGAGCCUUCCAGUACAUCAUCGAUAAUAACGGCAUUGAUUCAGAUGCUUCCUAUCCAUACACAGCUCAGUCUGGAACGUGUCAUUAUAAUCCUGCCACGAGAGCCGCCACCUGCUCCAACUUUGUUGAGCUCCGGUAUGCCAAGGAAGCAGCCCUGAAGGAUGCCGUAGCCAAUAUUGGACCUGUAUCCGUCAUCAUAAAUGCGGCAAAGCCUUCGUUUUUCCUGUAUAAGUCAGGAGUCUACGAUGAUCCACGUUGCACUGAAGAGCCAAAUCAUUCAGUUCUAGUUAUUGGCUAUGGCACCCUGGAUGGGAAGGACUUUUGGCUUGUGAAAAACAGCUGGGGCAUAAAGUUCGGUGACAAAGGGUACAUUCGAAUGUCCAGGAACAAAGGAAACCAAUGUGGGAUUGCCAGCUAUGGUUUUUAUCCACAAAUAUAGAGGGAUGCUCUGCUUCAGAAUGCACUCUGGAGAAGUGGUCUGUUAAACUGCUAAUCUUAGCCUUGCUGUAAUCUAGCUGCUCUGUUGGAGAACAAUGUAUGGGCUCUAAUGGCAAAAUCCUCCCAUCAGAUCCAUCUGAUGGAUCUGAGAUAAGCAGUCGAAAUGAUGAAUGUUCGUGAUUGGUCUGGUCCAGAAUUUGGGCACUUUUAGCUCACUCUCCCUAUCCCGCAGGGGUGUUUGUAAUUGAUUAAUGUCUAUGCAUUGCUUUGCGCAUGUGAAGUGCUAUUUCAGUGCCAAGUAUCGUCACUGCUGCUGUCUCAAAAUGUGUUGGAGUGAAGGCCGUGUCACCCGGAUAUAACUAGUCCAGGAGUUGGCAACCUUUCAGAAGUCGUGUGCCGAGUCUUCAUUUAGUCACUCUGAUUUAAGGUUUCGCAUGCCAGUAAUACAUUAUAACGUUUUUAGAAGGUCUCUUUCUAGAAGUCUAUAAUAUAUAAC